UUUUGUUUGGCUUGGGUUUUUUUUCUAAGUUUUCCACUGACCUCCACAACUCCAGCUCGGGCAAACACAGAAUUGCAUCAUUUCUCAAAUGCAGCCUCCUGUCUCUCCUUCCCCCCCCAGAUCCAGCAAUAAGCCAACAUGAACGAGGUGGUGGAGACCCUGAGGAAGAUCGAGGACAAGUACAAGCUCUUCCAGCAGCAGCAGUUCACCUUCAUCAGAGCCCUGGAGCGCAGCCGGGAGGAAGCCCAUGACUUGAUCAGGCCCGUGUCAUCCAUUGUCCAGGUGCAGUGCUACAAGGACCACCACUGCUACAACUCCACCGACAGGCGCGUCCUCAACAUGUUCGUGUCCAUCUGCAGCGAGCUGCGCUGCCUCUGCCGCAGGAUGGAGGCGGUGCACGCCGGGGACAGCGUCACCAAGGGCCUUUUGGAGAAGUGCAAAGUGCUCCUGAACGACAGCAACGACCUCACUGCCCUGCGAGCCACCUACCCCCACCGUGUUGUGAACCUCCUGAGCCUGGAGGAAGCGAGGCAUCGCUACGGAGGGGUGGUGAGCCUGCUGCCCAUCGUGAUAGACAGCAUGAGGGAAUGGGUCACACACUCCAAGAGGAAGCUGCUCUGUGUUGUGAGUCCCUCGUGUGCCGUGUGCAAGAAGGAGACACCUGCUUCCCAAACAGAACCUGCAGUUCAGACCUCCGAUAGUAAUGAAAAUACUGUGCAAUUGCAGGAAAAAGAUUUCCAGAAAUUCCUGGCGGCAAAUCAACCUCCGCCAAAAAAGGCACCCUGGAGGCCACCAGGCAAACACCCCUAUUAAAGGAUGAGAGCUCCUGCAUCGUCUGCUCACACCUUUAAGCACCUGGCUGAUCAAAUACAGUGCAAUGAACACCAGAGAGCCAUCCUGAGCCCACUUUCUGCAGCCAGCCCGGGACACGUGCAUUCCCCCUCCCUUGCUGAUGUUCCCACUCUGCUCCUCACAUCCCCACAGAAGCUCCCUGGGCCAGCACUGCAAUGGGAGCAGGGAUCACUCAGGACUCAGCAGGCUCUAAACUCUCAGACAUGAAUCUGGGACAAGUCAUUUGAAGCAGUAUUUUAAAUUUUCUAAGCCUUCUUCCUGAGGAACAUCCCCUCGCUGCUGCCACAGGCAGGGGGUGAAGAGGCUGCCUGUCUGCAGGAUGGGAUGCAGAGCAGCAAAGGGCUGACAUUAUGGAUUCAGACACAUCUUUGACAUUUAGAUUUGUCUCUAAACCUCCCUCACCCUCAGGGAAAUCGUUUGUUUAGCUGGACCACAGAAUCCCUGUUCACAGGACACUAAGGGGGUUUUCCAUAGCUGCCACUGGCUGCAGAGGCCAGUGCUCUUCAGCUGGGCUCUGCUGCAGCCUCCUGCAGCUCCUCACACCUCAAAACAUAUCCCCUUACACCUGUUGACCCCUGUGCUGUCAGAGCUGGAGAUGUAAAGGAGAGCAGAGUUCAUUUUGCCCUUAGCUUGUGUGUGCUGAGAAGAGCCAAACAAAACAGCCCUGUGCUCCUCAGACUUCCACAAAUUAAAAGCCAUUUCCAGUCCACGUGAUCCAUGGGAAUGUGGUGGGAGCAUCAUGCUCAGAUGGUUCCUGUUCAAACUGCAGACUGACCUGCCUGUGCUUUCCCUGCUUCAGGGCAAGGUUAGCGUUACAUUAGGCUAAUGUCCCACCCAAGGGGCAAGCCCACGAUGGCCCUGGGGCUCAAAAUAAGGAGCAUGAGGUCAGCACGUCUCAGACCCUACAGCCCUUCCUAAAUAAGUGUCCACCCUGUCUGACUGCUCUUGUCCCCUCCAAAUGACCUCCUGCUGGAAGACACUCCUGAACAAACAAUUUCCCCUUUCAUACCAGGCUCAGUUUGCUAUGAGAAAGCUUUUGCCUUAAAAUCACCAGGUUUUGGCAACAAGCAGCUAAAAACAGAAGGAAGAAUUAAUACAGAGGAGGGGGCAUAGGAUGGAAUAACAGCUCAGAUGAAAUGGAAAAUAUUUCCAGGAGCGUUUUUAUUCCUCACAUAACCUCACGUUGUUUUGCACUUUUUUCCUUUCUCCUAUCCACUUGCACUCAAUGCACCCUCCCAGUCUGGAGCAGAGCCCUAUUUUUAGGGAGAUUUGAUCCAACUGAACUGAACCUUAGUGAACUCAAAAUGGUAACAGAGGGUCACAGAGCAGCUCCUGGGCACCACUGGGGCCACAGCCAGUGGAAUGUCACUGUCACCCUCUCUGGCUUCACUUGAGAUCCAUGGUGCAGAGGCAGCUUCAGGCUGAAAAAUCCAACUUGUGGCAGCUGCCCUGUUGUGUUCCAUGGUGCAGACAAGUGACAGUUGCUGCCUUGGAAAGGUUUUCAGGACAAGCUGCUAAGACUGAAUGAUGACAAGUGCUGGGGACACAAGAGAUGCUAUUCCCAGAUCUUGUUUCCAACCUUCUUGGCCCUGUCCUAUGGUUUAAAUUUGAUCACACAGGCUGUGAGGAGACCAAAAUUAUCCUCCAGUUUGUAGCUCACUUUCAGCUUCCAGGGAUGAGCACGGCACAAAUGGUUUUUCAGAGCAGUCCUACCAAAGCCAGUCCACCACUGCUGCUCAAAACUCCAGUGCAGUUGACAUUUUGCACUUGACCAAGGUGAUACACACAAAAAAGUUCCCAAAUUUUAAUAAUAAGAUUCAUACAUGCAAGAAACAGUUCCCAAAUCUUAGUAAUAAUUUCUAGCCUAGCCCUAUCCUUUCAGUCAGUGUCAUGCAGCCAAAAUUUUAAGACCCAAGCAGAAAAAUGAGUGCAUAAAACUUGCAGUCUGAGGUUUGAUAAUGACAAGACCAGAAUCUGUUGGAAGACUGCAAAGUUAAGUCUCACAAAAACAUCCAGACAAAUUACUUAAUUUCCAUACAAGUUCUCCUCUUCCAGAGUGGAUGGACACUUCAAAAGACAAAAAGAUACAGCAAGAAUUGUUUUCCUCUACUACAAAUCAAGCUGUUUGAAGAAUUUACAUAAACAGGAUGUAAAUGCCACACACAAAAGUGCAAUAAAGUUUUACUUUAGCCUCAGUGAGCAUAAAAUUGCAAGAUACACACUGAGAAAGCAGGCAGGGCACCAGCCUGACUUUCCUACAGAUCUGUCACUUAGUCCAGGAAAUAAAUGCUGCUUUUUUUUGUUCAAAGGCUUAAAUAGACACAUGGGCUGGUAAUAGAUGAUACCAACAGAAUCCUGGCAUCUGAAUGAAUUAUCUCUGUGCUCCCCUUGAUUCAGCUAAGGGUCAAAUCAGGCUUUUGUCAAAAUGAGGAACCUGAUGUAGUUGAGGGUGUCCCCAGUCAGUGCAGGGUGGUGAACUGGAAGAGCUUUGGAGAUCCCUUCCAACCCAAAGAGUUCUGUGAUAAAUCAAUCAUUCUGUGAGAAUCAUUCUGUAUGUUCAGUGUGGCUCCAGCCUCUCACCCACCGAGAGGACAGGCCAGAGCUCACCCGAGGUGUCAGGAGUGGCAGAAGGGUCGGUUCCAGGAGAGCAAACUCCGCAUCCCAGAGAUGCGAGCGAGGCAUGGGCUUGGCAGGGCCUCUAGCGGCCGCCUCAGAGCGGUGUCCAAACCUCUCACCGGCAACUUCCACACAGCUCCAACAACCCUGCUGUCCCCAGUCCUGAACCCACAGGGCUUUUUUAACAUUGGUCACAGGUACCCAGACCCGGGACACAGCCCAGGGCAGCUGCGGGGCCACUCCCAUCCCCAGGGCUGUAAUUUCAGAAGAGCCAGCGGCUGUUCCCUGUCACCACCAACCUGUUCCCCGCAUCAUAAACACCCCGAGGCAGGAGAGGUUUUCCUGGGAGUCCUCAAUUCCCCUGGUGGUGCUGCAGCAGCAGUUUGAGCUCUCAGUCAGCUGAGCAUGGAGCACAGGCAGCUUCACAGGAACCAGGAAUAGCGUCUGGCAGACAGGAGAGAUCAGCCAGCCCAAACGUGGAGUGAAAAGACCUUCAGGGAAAAAAAAAGUUCAGCCAAGUAAAGCCCACAGACACCAAAACUGUGAUGACCACAAGUCAAGUAUUUGAACAGUCUUGUCUGGAAAGGAAAGCCCCUGGGAAUGCAACCCAGGCUUCCUUUGCAGAGCUCCUGCGUGUGAACGGACAAAGCAACUCAACUGCUGUGAUUUCCUAUUUUGUGACCACUUUUAAAAUCCACCAUUGUGCCAGCAGAGAAGUAGUUCCAACAAAUCAGGAUCAAUCAGCACAGAUAUUUUAAUUUCCUGAAUUUGAAGUAUUUCCUUCCCUAAUGUCUCCUGUGUGAUUAUCAGCUGUUAUGAACUGCCAGAUGUACUGCUUGGCAUUAGUGAGUAAGGAAGGCACUUCAUUUUUCUCUUCUUGUACCCCAGUAAUACACUUCUGUGGGUAAUUUUUAUCUGAUGAUCUUUUUACACUGGUAAGUGCAGCUGUGCCAUGCCAGGCUUAAGGGAUGCCUUAUUUUGAACCCAUUCUGGUUAAGGGCAAGCUAAAUUCACUUUGUGCUUUGUUUUCAUUUUACUACCACAUGCUGUAGAACUAAUCCCAGUGCAGGGGUCCAAACAAUUUAUUGUCUCACUGAACUCUAAGAUGAUGUUUAUGGUAUUUUCUACAUAAAAUUCUCCAUAGACAUUACAAAACAUGCCAAAGCAUGUUCACAAUGUGCCACUUGCACAACUUAGACCCUUGUCUGGGUUGCCCAUAUUUAAGAAUUAUACUUAGUCCUUAAUUGGAAUGCUGAGGCUUGUGUAUGGAUUACUAAACUGCUUUGAGCAAUCUUUCAAAUAUUCAUUUAUUUCAAGAAGAGAAGGGAAAAAAACUCCAAACAAACAAAUAAAAACCAAUGAAAGACCAGAACCAGUGAGAAAGUGCCAGUCUGAGAAAAAAGCAAAACAAGAGAACAACCUUACCUCACCAGGUUAAGCUUAGAAAAAGUGGCCCCAAAAUUCCUCACGGUCUGAGGAAAUGUCCUCGUGUCUGCACUGUAUGGAAGGGAAAAGCACAGACAGAGCCAACUCCUGACAGCAGCCCCAGCUUUGCAAACAAGGCUCUGACAUUUCCAGCUAUUAAUUUCUCUAAUCACUGUGCAGUCCUGGCCUGCAGGAGCAAGGCCAUGCAGAAGCUCACGAGCAGACUUGCAGCACUGGACUGUUUGCAGUUCAUUUAUGGAUUAUACUGGCACAUUUUUUGGUGAGUUUGUUUGGCACAGAAGAAAAGAAAAAAGGCUUUGGCUCCAUGCAGAAAAAUGAGCUUCUAAUGGUGAAUCCUGUGCAAAGGGGCAGCAGCUCUGACCUGCUCUGGACUGUCCCAUCUGGGAAAAUGUUUGGACACUGAGCUCCCUUCCAUGUGUUUGGUCCCAAAAAGGUCUGGCAGGGAAUUUAACACAGAGUAGUGCAAAACAAUACAUUUUAUUUGUUCACAGUUAAACACAAGCAACUGCCUUGACAUUUUAGAACAUUCUAAUAAGGACAGCAAAACCUCCUUUUGGUUUAAGUUCUCUUUAGCUUACGAUUGUACCAUUUCCUCGUAUUUCAUAUUUAUGGCAUUUAAUGUGGAUUGUUUAACAUGCUUACAAAGAGCGAGGCAGGGAACAGAUUAACUUGACAAAGACAGCAAUUUUAGAUUUAACUAAAAGCAGUCAGUUAAAAAAAUCUGUUUCCACUUCACUGAUGGGACCCCUUCAAACAAACUGCAAGUUAACUACAUACAGCAGAUCCAUGAUUUUUAGACUUAGGAAAGAAAAUUGCAAAAUUUGUUCCUCCAUAAUCUUUGUGGUCCAUAAACAAACCUAAAGUGGUUUCCAUUACUAUCCUGGUACUAAAAUCCUGUUUAAAAGAAGAAAAAAAGCCACCUUACCAAAGAGCUUGCGUUGCUGCCAGGGCAUUUUUGUGACUGACACAAAACCUGCCUCUCCUGGGAACGCCAGACCCGGGCUGGGCAGAGCAGGAUGGGAAGGAGCUCCUCCACCAUUCCCAGCUGAGCUGGCCCAUCAGGCCCUUCGUGUGCAAACCGUUCACUGCCCAGGCUGGGAUCCAGUGGGAGAGGGGCAGGAAAGCUCCAAAUCCUAAACACGCUACCACGUUUGCUACCACUACGUCUGAGAAAGCCUAAAGACAAAACCAGGCUGCCACUUACAACCAACUCUCUAAUCUCUACUCCAUGCAGAGUCAGCUUUGACACAACCACUGAAGUUCACCUCUACUCUCAGAGUUCAGACUGACCAACUGAAAGGACACGGAGAAUAAUUUAAGACAGGCAGAAAUGUGUUCAGACCUUGGAGUUACGGAGGAGGCGGGAAGGGGAGCACGAGGCCUGGCAGCAGUGAGCUGAGCUGCUCUGACAGCCUCGUUCCCUCCCGGGCUAAGAAGGGAUUUGGACUACAAAUGCAAGUGUGCUUGGACUUGAUUUCUGUGUGAGGUGGUUCUUAAACAGCAGCUGCCACCCACAGAAUGUUUAGGAGAAGAGGCCACGAGUGAUGCAGGGGAAGUGUGAAGCCUGAACCAUCUGAGUACAGCUGGACCCAGCCACGGGGGACAUUUAAAACAAGCACUGCCUUCCUAACAGCAGGCCCUGUUCUGCCAGGAAGGAGAUUGAGUCUGACCACUGACAAGCCCUGAUCCCACAAUUCUCCUUCACAGAAGGCUCAUAAUUGACUUAAAACAUAAUUAAUACCAAAAGGCUUCACGCCAGGAUUCUGAUUUCAGUGUGAGCAGGAUUCCUCCUCAGCCUUGUCAUCUAAGGAAGUAGGAUGAGGGUGAAGGGGAGAGACCUAGAGCCAAAUUGACACUGCUGAACUCAAAAAUGCGCUGGAAUCUGAGUAGGAGGGCACUCAAAGGAAACCAUGCUCUCCAAGGCAAGCCUGAGAAGGUAUUGCCAGGAAGAAUGAAGCCAAUUUCUUGGACUCAAAACAUGGUGGUCUUGUUCAAACAAAGAACAAAUGAAGACGGGUGAGGCAGCACGUUUCCCUGAUUAGAGAAGCAAAUCCUCCUCUGCAGAUCUUCAUAAGCUUGGAAUUCUACCUCCAUGUUCUGCAUCCUCUCCCUGCUUGAGUAAAGCUUCCUCUUCCCUCUUCUCCCACCCCAACUGCUCUCCCAUACAAACCAGUGUGAGGUCAAUCAGGCAAACACUUCAAACACCAUGAAGAUCUGAAGCUGGUGCUUUAACAAGUCUUCAGCAUUUACGGUCUCUUCUGCAUUACAAGCUCCAGUUCCUUUUUGUCUGUUCAAAUGUAACUUCCCAGGAAAUGUUAAGGACAAUAUAAACAAUGAUCAUGAAUUAGGGUGAAUGAAUCAUUUUGCAGAGGUAUAAUGUUCUUUAAACAUUUGGGUAUUCAAUCAUACUCCAACUUAAUGAAGGCUGGGCUCUGAGGGAUGUGGGAGAGUGGACAGGCAAAAAUAGAGAAUGCACUGGAAAAUCCUAGUGCUGCUUCUUUCCAGGAUGAAAGGAACCAAAGUCACCUGGACAGGCAGCACAACCAACUGCUCUAAAUGGGAAGCUUGCAAAGAAAUACAAAGCAUUCAGAGUAAACUCACAAAUGUUAAUUUGGCCUCAUAUUGCACUCAAGUUCAUAAACGCAGCCACUCAACUGGGGACAGGGAGAAAGGG
Messenger RNA from Passer montanus (Eurasian tree sparrow), 7588 nucleotides. It is a transcript of the gene SPACA9, whose product is annotated as sperm acrosome associated 9. Gene Ontology annotation, cellular component: acrosomal vesicle; sperm flagellum; ciliary base. Lineage: Eukaryota; Metazoa; Chordata; Aves; Passeriformes; Passeridae. The coding region runs from base 139 to 813 and encodes 224 amino acids. The record is from RefSeq and is a predicted model, not a curated record. The transcript has 3 exons.